GGCAACCUUGUCAUUACUCACUAAUAUCUUGAACUGUUCCGAAAUUAAGCUGUGAAACUGUUGUAAUUUUUAUUAGACUAAAGGGUAUUAGAAAAAAAUGACUCCUUUGUAUUUUCUUUUCAUGGCUGAUCACGUGGCGACACAAAUCUUUAAUGAACUUUGCAAAAAAGAGAAUGCUUAUGUGUGGAUAAUAAUUGGAUGUUCAUGUGGUUUAGUAGGCCAGACACUUCUUUUCGUCAUAGUAUUAUUGCAGUGGCAAUGUAAGCAAUCUUCCAAGAUGAAGGCUGAUAAUACUAAAACAGAAAAUGUCGUUAAAAUACAAGAUGCUGAAGUAGAAUGCAGCACCUCAGAUCCUGGCGAUAAUGUUGCAACACAAUCACAAAUAGCACGUUCAAUGACAGCAGAUGUGUUCAACACUGCUUCGUUAGUUACAACAACUGAAGUAGCCACUACCGAGGAAAGAAAAACAGCAAAUAAACUAACAACCCCAAUGAAUGCAACGAAAAGAGCUACUGACGUGACUACGCAAUCAAUAGCUACAAGAACUGAGGUUACAGCUACAACAACUGAGGUUACAGAUACAACAGCGGUUGUCUCAAUACCAGCCACAACAAAUUUAAUGACAAUCGCAACUUCAGCUACGCCCCAAUUCCCCAUUCAAGCGGUCAGCCCGUCGAAAAGAACUAAAAUUACAACUACAUCCCCCUCAAAUCAAAAUAAAGUUUCGAUCUCGUCAGGUACUGCUGAGGUUUCAAUAAUUUCGGCAGCAACAACAAAUAAAACGAUAACAACAUUACCAAAGGAUGAGGAGGCCAAAUUUCUGACCAAUGAAGUAAAUAAGACAACUUUAUCAUCAACAACAAUAUCAAAAAAAGCUGCAAAUGACGUUACCAAAGAUCUGAAUGUUAUAAAUGAGAGCCUUCCGAAUUCUAUAUCAAGCGGCACAGGUGAAAAGAUCUUUACAAAAUUGGAACCUGGUCGCACUGAGCAAUUUUAGAGUCUGAUACACACAAAAAUCUCACGCCACCUUUAUUAAACAGCUGAAUUUAUGAAAUUCUGACCAAUCCUUUAAUACCUACAAAAAAAAUUAAAUUAAUAGGAGGUGUUCUUUUUAAAGUAUUUAUUGCUAUGCUAAUUUACUUCUUGGCAUCUUAAAAUAAUUAUAAACAUCUAUAUUUUAAAUGGUAGAUUCAUAAUAAAAAAUAAAAAAUUAUAAUGUUUUAGUCGAUUUUAAAAUAACUAUCACUUUUUACUUUCUCGUAUAUACGAAGUAUAGAGAAAGUCUUGUAAUCGUGCAAAAAAAAAUCGAGAUUUUUACACCUCACUGAUACGGAAAAACAUAAUUUUGCUAUCUUGUCCGUAUGUCUGUGUGUCUGUCUGUCUGUCUGUGUGUGUGUGUGUGUCCGUGUGUAAACAAGAUAACUUGAGUACCGUUACAGCUAGAUUGAUGAAAUUUCAUAUAUAAGUAUUUUAUCAAAAUCGUAGAUCCGUAUCAACUUUUGAGCGAUUUCCGAUAACCGGAAGUGGUACUUUUCCUACUUUGAAUUUUUCAAAAGCCUAUAACUUGAGUACUAUUUCAGAUAGAUAAAUGAAAUUUCACAUGUAAGUAAAAGAUCUAAUUCUCUACCUUCUAUCAAAUGUUGAGUAAUUUCUGUUGACCGGAAGUAGUAAUUUACGC
This is a messenger RNA of Physella acuta, 1678 nucleotides long. RefSeq lists its product as uncharacterized. The record is from RefSeq and is a predicted model, not a curated record. Lineage: Eukaryota; Metazoa; Mollusca; Gastropoda; Physidae.